Molecule: messenger RNA, 4954 nt
Organism: Schistosoma turkestanicum
Lineage: Eukaryota; Metazoa; Platyhelminthes; Trematoda; Strigeidida; Schistosomatidae
Source: the annotation of a GenBank genome assembly
CUCCAAUCGCGGGUUGUUUGAAAGCUAGAUACUAGAUCAUUGUCUAUAAUUUUUUGUGGAUAUAUUGUACUACAGCUAUUCAGAUUUCAUAAUUAUCAUGUUUUAUCACAGUUCUUGCCAAACAGUAAUCACAUAGUAACAUUAUUCGGUGUGUGUGAUCAUUUUAAACCUUGAAAUUGUUGGCAUUUAUACUUAAUACAUAUCGAUGCCAGAUAUUUCGGAAUACCGUCUCGGAAGCGCAUGUAGAGUAAAUAAUUCAGAACAAUUACCAGAAAAAUCAGAGUUAGAGGUUGCUCCUAUAGAUCCAUCAGAUGUAAAUGCACCAAAACUUGAGAGUUCAUUUCCAGUUGUCGAAUUACAUAGUGAAGCCAGUAAUAAAUUAUCUUCUGGCGACAACUGCUCCGAUAAAAAUGAUCAAAAUACAGAAAGGACCACUUGCUGUUGUCACGACAGUAAAAAUGAGUGCGUCCUACUCAACGAUUCCAAUUCAUCAUCUUGGUUACGACGUUUAUUCACAUCAAGUUUGUUCAAUAUAGAUAUGACCAUUCAAUAUUUAUUUAAAUCAGAUGAUAUCAAUGUACAAAUGUAUUUAGCUGAUCGAUUAUUCGGUUUUCCAGAAUCCGAUGUAGACUUUUAUUUAUUACAACUUGUUUCACUUUAUGAAAAAUCAACUUCAUUAGCUGAACACUUAACUAAUUAUUUCCUAUAUCGAUGUACAAAGUCUAUUUCGUUUGCAAUUAAUCUUGUUUGGUUACUGGAUGCAUUCAGUUCACAUUCAUUCAGUCCGUUAAAACAUCAUGUCCCAUCAAUUCUGCUUAAUCGUCCAUCAUCAGUGCCAACAUUUUCGUAUGUAUCGAAUCAAUUAUAUUUAAUGAAUCCCAAUGAUAAUUUUCAAUCAAUCAAUCACAGUAAAUCAAUAAAAUUAAAAUCGACUGCCUCCGCUGUUGCAUCAUUACAAGAGCUAGAUGAUGAUGAUGAUGGUGAUAAUCGUAACAAUAAUCAUCACAGUACAAUUGUGACUGUCACUCCCCCUACUACUACUACUACUACUACUACUACUACUACUACAGAAAUCACCAUGAAUUCAACUGAAUUGACCAAUAAUGAUAAUCAUCGAUAUGUGUAUACUGCACAAACAUUACGAGAUUUAUUAUUGCCUACUGAUGAGACUACAUGGGGUAAUUUUAUUUCUCAAUCGAUUAAAAAUGACAGCUACAAUAUAGGAUCAUAUAAUAAUGGUAAUAUUUCUUCUCCAUCAUCAAACUAUAAAUCAUCUCCAAAUAUCAAUAAUUAUAAGAUGAGACAUAAACGAAGUACAUCUGAUGUAACAAGUUUACGAAAUUAUCAUUAUUCUACUAAUCAAUCUAAACAUUCUCUUGCGAUGGAUCAAUUAAACUUAAUCAAUAAUGUUGAAAAUAAUCAAUCGAUAAGAGUAACAACGCCCAUCACCACCACGACAACAGUAACAGCAGCAACAACAACAACAACUUCUAAUCAAAAUCGUUGGUCAUCAUCAUCACAAGAUUCAGCUGUUUGUUUAUCAAAUAUGGAUGUAGUCGUCAAAAAAAAUCAACAUUCUCUAAACGAGUUACACUUUGAUGGAAAUUCAUUAAAAUCCAGUAUGAGUAUGAAUAAGAUUAUAACAAAAGAAAUUCUACCACAAUCGAGUCUUUCAAAAUAUUCUCAGUCAUCAAUUAAUUUACAACAAUUAUGUACUACAACUGAUAAUAUUAAUAAUAAUAACAAUAAUAACUAUGUACAAAUCAAAUCAUCAACAUCAUCUUUAAAUCAAACUGCUGCUAUUCCUAAUGAUCCAAAUACAUCGGUAUAUUCAACGCAUAACACAACUUCCAAUUCAAUGCUUACAACAACAACAGCAACAACAAUCACAGAAACAAAAUCCUGCCAUUCCAUAUCACAAUCAUCCAGUCCACUUGAUAGUGGUUUGUAUAUGAUGACCACUCCCAGUCAUUGUAUUAUACAACACGAUAGUGAUGAUUGCGUUGGUAUUGUUGACCAUGAUGCAGUUGUCAAUGAUGAUGUUGAUCGUGUUAAAUUAAAGUCGCCAGAGAGUUCAUUUCAUUUACCGCAUUGUCCACAUUAUCAUCAAACUUCAUCAGUUCUAAAUCGAACAUUAACACUGCGUAAUUAUCUAGUGCCGAGAAUAAUACCUGAAUGGGAUUUUGUUGAUAGUUUAUUGAGAAUAGCUCGUCGAUUAGUACCAAUUAGUCCUAAAGAACAAAGAACGGCUUAUUUGCAAGCAGAAUUAGCAAAUUUAAAUCUUCACUUACCUGCACGUGUUUGGUUACCAGUAAAUAAAGUUGGUCAUAUUGUUUUACGUAUUCCACCAACUGCUGCAGUUUGUUUAAACUCUAAAGAUAAAGCACCGUUUUUAAUUUAUGUAGAAAUAUUAUGUUGUGAUGAUCCUUCAGUUAUAUCUUUACCAAGUCGGCCAAUCACAACGGCUAAUUCAACGAGUUCUAAUUCAUUAUUGGCUGUCUAUCCAUGGAAUUCUAAUUCACAUACAGGUGGUUCCUGCUCCGCUGAAGUCAAUGGUAAUAAUACACAUACGUCAGAUGAAUUAAGUCUUCGCUCGUCUUCCAUCUCUUCGAAUAUUUCUUUAAAUGAAGAAACAAUCAGUCCUACAGAAUUUACACACCAACAGCAUCAGCCUCACCGUUUAAUGAAAGAUGAUGAAACAACCGAAGUCGAAGAGCAUACAACCAAAUCUAUGCCUAAUCAAUUGGAAUCAUUAACAAAAAACAAUUCUUCCACAGGUGUUGUUGAUUCAAUUACACUGGUCAAUACUAAUCAAUCAAAAUCUCCAAUUUAUAUCAGUGCUGGUGAAAUACGUAAUCGACUUAAAGAACAAUGUGAACUUCAACCUCAUAGAUCAUUUCGAUCUGAUCCAGAAGAUCCAAGUGCAGCUGUGUUAAAAGAACCAUGGCAUGUGAAAUGUGAACGUAUACGUGCAACAUCACCAUGGGGUAGUUUACCAGGAUGGAUUUUAACUAGUGCAAUUGUUAAAGUUGGUGAUGAUUUAAGACAAGAACAAUUAGCUUAUCAACUAUUGAGUGUGUUAAAAAACAUUUGGUCUAUGGAAUAUGUUCCAUUAUGGUUACGUCCAUUAACUGUGGUUGUUAUAUCAUCAGAUAGUGGAUUUAUUGAACCAGUACCUGAUACAGUAUCAUUUCAUCAAAUUAAACGACAUGCUCAUUUAUCAUUGUUAGAUUAUAUGCAUCGUGAACAUGGUGGUGAUAAUUCUGAGGAAUUUUUAACUGCACAACGUAAUUUUUUGCAUAGUUGUGCAGCAUACUGUUUAGUUGGUUAUUUAUUACAAGUUAAAGAUCGACAUAAUGGUAAUAUACUAUUAGAUAAUCAAGGUCAUAUUAUUCAUAUUGAUUAUGGUUUUAUAUUAUCUUCAUCACCGGGCAAGAAUUUAGGCUUUGAAACAAGUCCAUUUAAAUUGACAUUAGAACAAAUUGAUGUAAUUGGUGGUUUAAAUAGUGAUUUAUUUGAAUAUUUUAAAUUUCUUUUAUUACGUGGCCUGUUAGCUGCACGUAAACAUAUGGAACAGAUUUGUGUCCUAGUUGAAAUCGCUUAUGCUACUUGUCCUCAACUACCAUGUUUUGCUCGUGGCAAUAAUAGUAAUAAUAAUAAUAAUAAUAAUCGAACUAUCAAUGAUUUACGUCAACGUUUUCAAUUAUCACGUACUGAAGAACAAUUGAAACAAUUCAUUGAUCAAAUGGUACAUAAUUCAUUGAAUUCAAUGACAACAAAAUUAUAUGAUAGUUUUCAAUAUUACACAAAUGGUAUACAAUGAAAAAACAGCUUUAUAGUUUAUUUAAAUAAUCGAUAACAAAUACAACAGAAGCUUUUUAACGUUUCACAUCAUUCAUCAUUCCCCAGUGAUAAAAAUAAUAGAUUCAUUCAUUGUGUAAACCUUAUUGCCCCAAUCAUCAUGGCGAAAAUAUUGACAUUUAAUUAAUCCAUGUCAUAAUAUUAACAGUGUCAUUUUUCUCUUCAACAAACAAUUACACACAUACAGAGAAAGAGAAUACAUCAGAGUCAGCAGCAAUGAUUUCCGCAUAAUUUUGCUGUGUGGUUGGAAGGAGGUGGACUGUAUUCAAUGUCCGUGACACAUCUACAUACAUACGCACACAUACAUAUGGAUUCACUUGUAACUGUGAUUAUCAACUACGUGAAAAUGCCUUGUUAUCUCUUUGCUUAUUUGUUUAUCCCCUUUUUUUCAUCUGAAUUUGUUUUGUGGUUUGGGUAACCACCGGGGCUAAUUUCUUUACUUUAUAAAUAAAUAUGUAUUCAUUUUAUUUGACUACCUACCUCUUUUUGCCUGACAAAAAAUAAAUUACAUGGUGGGUGUUUUUCGGUGUAAAACUGGUUAACUUUGAUUUUUCAGCACCACACCACACCAAACAACACUACCACUACUGUUUCUCAUUGAACGCAACUCCUCAUCAAACAGAUAGAUGAUCAAGAUCCGCGUGUGUGUGUGUGUGUGUGUAUAUUUUGGCUUGUACACCUGAAUGUUUUUGUUGUACCAUACAUACAUUAAUUAAUCUACUAAGAAAACUGACCUAAUUUUACGCCUGUUUUUUUUUAAAAAAAACAAAUUUAAUGACAUAAUAGCAACUUUUUAUUUUUAUUUUCCACUCGGAUUUCAGAUAUCAAUCACUUUGUUUUGUGCUCCUUCUUUCUCUUCUCCUCAAAUUAAUUGCCAAGUGUGUAAUGUGUCGGUCGCCUUUACUGUUAUUUUAAUCUAUUACUAUUAUGCUCAAGGUGUAGUUUGGUAAAAACAUUUUCCUUUUGUAUUGUUGUUCUUGUGACAUAGAGAUAUUUGAAAAUUAAUUUAUACAUCAUUUCUGGGUUUGUUAUGUAUGUACACGUAUGUAUGUAAACAUUUAUUUUUUGGUUGAAAUAAAUUCAUUCUAUUUAA